UUCAGUGAGCAUUCUUAACGACGUCUCGCUCAGUGAACAGGCACCCGACCGUCGGUGAAGGAGUGUUUCCAAAAAUGACUGGAAAGACAUUUUUAAGGGAAUAAGAGUAGACUGGAAACACAAGGGAAACGAAAAAGAAAGAUUAAAUAACAGAGCCUUCACUUCCUGCACUGUGACCUCAAACACCGGCUUCCCCUGCAGACUGAAUUCCUGUAGGCAGUAAAGAUCUGCAUCAGACUGAAAAGAAGUGGGAAAAGAAGAACCGGUCUCAACUCAAGCUGGUCCUCAAUGGACCAUUAAGUCUGUUCAGGCCUUCCGGGUAAAAGCGAUGUUUUUGGGAGCUGGAGGACGUAGCAGAGUGUGUGUGGGGCCUCUCCUCUCCCUCUUUCCCAGCACCCCUCCUGACAUGGGAUGCCAGCCCCCUACCUCCCUGCCCUGAGCUCACCUGGGGUGUUAUGAACAGCUACAGAGACAGAGGGGUCACUUGCACCUCCUCGGACCUCCUGGAUGGAGGAGGAGGAGGGGGGGGAGAGUUGCCCCAGCAAACUCCAUUUCGCCACACCCCCAAUGGCCAUCCAGCUCUUGGCCUCACAGACCCGGCCAUGCAGCCACGCUUCUCGGUGCCCAAAAUGGGUGUCCGGGCUAGGAUUGCAGAAUGGCCGCCACGCCGUGCGCAGUCCAGGGAGUCACUGCUUGAAAACGGGCAAAUCAGCAACAAUAUAAUGUCCUCAUCAGUUUUGUCAUCGGACAUUGGGUUGGUGCGGGGAGGAGUUGCCAGGUUGCCAAGACGACGGUCGAAGGAUGUUGAGUUUAGAGGAGGAAUGUUUGGCGGGGAAAGAGGUUCACCUUUGAGCCUCAGAGUGUUUCCUCCUUUGAGACAGCGUUCCAACAGCGAGGUGACACUAAGUGAGCAAGACGAGAACGAGGUGGAGGUCCGUGGAGGUGGCGGGAUGGGGACCCUUUUCAGAGAGUACGGCAGCACCUCUUCCAUCGACAUCCAGGGCAUUCCCGAGCAGAGUUUCUUCGACAUGCUCAGCCAGUUCCACCAGGAGAGGCCUGACCAGCGCAGCUCAGCGCCUACACGCCUCAGAGAGCUGCUGCAAGCCCAAGACUCGAGCACACCCCUACCCUCUGCUCCCUCGCCUGGUCCCACAGGGGACGACAGAGGGACGGGAAAGAAAGAGGGCGCAGAGAGAGUGAGGAAAAAAAGUGGAGGGACGGAGUCCUCGCUGGGCACCUCCUCUUUGUUCAGGAAACUUAGGAGCUCUAGCCGUGGUGAUUUGGACGGAGGUAAAGGAGAGACUAAUGAGGACGGGGCCUCCUACAAACCAUGGAUUUGCCCAAAGAGCUUUGUCCACUUUGAUGCUCAGAGUAUUCUGUUUGACCUCCACGAGGCGGCGGCUCAGCGGGGCUAUGCUGCCCAGAGGAGGAACACUGCCACCGGGGCGUCAGCUGCUUCAGUGUCCCUGUCUGUCUCGAGAUCCUCAGCUGUGACCGACCCUGUUUACUCUAGCAUAGAGGACCUCACCCUGAGCCUCGACCCCGGAUCCACUACACCCUCCCUUGGCUUGGCCUUGGAACCUCUGGACGGACCUCCUGGAGCCCACAACUCAAGCCCUCUGCUCCUUUGCUGCCCCCACUUCCUCAAUGAGACCGGGGGCCAUGGGGAGCGUAACAUUAGCUUCCUAAGCUCGUCAGCAGAGCGAAGCGCUGACAGAGGAGGAGACGGACUGAGGGGUUGGCUGAGGAAGAGUAACGCUAGCGUCUCAGUGCUGGAGGUUCCUAUUGAACAGCAGGUGACGAGACUGGACCGACUGAAACUGUACAGCAUAGAGCAUGUAGACCUGGGGGCCAGGUACUACAGAGACUACUUCCAUGGAAAAGAGCACUCAAACUACUUUGGGACAGAUGAUAAGAUGGGUGCUGUGGCUGUGAGCAUUCGCAGGGAGAAACUGGAAGACACCAAAGACCUGAAAGACCAGUACCAGUACCGACUCAUCGUCAGAACCAACGAGCUUGUGACCCUGCGAGGCUCCAUAUUAGAGGACGCGGUCGCCUCUACGGGGAGGCACGGCACAGUGCGGGGUCUGCCACUCAAGGAGGUGCUGGAGCAGGUCGUCCCCGAGCUCAGUGUCUCCUGCUUGAGACUUGCGGUCAGCACGCCCAAAGUCACCGAGCAGCUCCUCAAAUUGGACGAACAGGGAUUAAGUCAGAAGCACAAGGUGGGCGUUCUGCUGUGCCGUGCGGGCCAGAGCACCGAGGAGGAGAUGUACAACAACGAGGGGGCAUCGCCCGCCUUCUCUGCCUUCCUGGAGCUGCUGGGGGAACAAGUGCUCCUCAAAGGAUUCACCAAAUACGCCGCACAGCUCGACACUAAGACGGACUCCACAGGCACCCACUCCCUGUACACCGCCUACCAGGGCUACGAGGUCAUGUUCCACGUGUCCACCAUGCUUCCCUAUAUGCCCAACAACCCCCAGCAGCUCCUGAGAAAGAGGCACAUAGGGAAUGACAUCGUCACCAUAAUCUUUCAGGAGCCGGGAGCGUUACCUUUCACCCCCCAGAACAUUCGCUCACAUUUCCAGCACGUCUUUGUUAUUGUGCGUGUGCACAACCCCUGCUCUGAAAACACCUGUUACAGUGUUGCUGUAACGAGAAUGAAGGAUGUACCUCCUUUUGGUCCACCCAUCCCCAACGGUGUCACCUUCAGGGACCCAGAAACCUUCCGUAACUUCCUCUUAGCCAAAGUCAUCAAUGCCGAAAGCGCAGCGCACAAAUCCGAGAAGUUCCACACCAUGGCGACACGGACGCGGCAGGAGUACCUGCGUGACCUGGCUGAGAACUGCGUAACCAGUACGCCGCUCGACUCGGCCGGCAAACUUAACAACCUCAUCUCCCUCGCAUCCAAAAAACGCGAGCGCGCCAAAGCAAGAGAGGGGGCGGAGCUUGGAGCUGCGGGAGCCGUCGCCUGGAGGGUCCAGGCCCAGGACUUCAGUGGAGGUGGGACGGAGCUCCCCUGUGCCUUGGGCUUGUCAGCUGAGUACAUCCUCCUCACGGACUGUUCUACCAAAGAGGUUGUGUUUAACUGUUUCUGUGCCGAUGUCAUUGGCUGGACACCGGAGCGGCUGGCACUGAAGAUCUUCUAUGGCAGAGGAGACCACAUCGCAGUGCGAGUACCAGAGGGCUGUGCACAGGACAUCAGGGAGGUGGUGCAGAGGUUGAAGUCUUUGACAGUGGGAUGUGAGACAGUGGACAUGACUCUGAGGAGAAACGGACUCGGACAACUGGGCUUCCAUGUUCGCCUGGACGGCACUGUGGCCGAGGUGGAGGAGUACGGCUUUGCUUGGCAGGCCGGACUGAGACAGGGCAGCCGGUUGGUGGAGAUCUGCAAGGUGGCAGCAGUGACGCUGACUCACGAGCAGAUGAUCGACCUCCUGAGGACGUCGGUCACUGUGAAAGUGGUCAUCAUACCUCCAUAUGAAGAGGGCGGGCCUCGCAGGGGUUGCACUGAGGAGUAUGAGAUGAAGACCAUGGAGCAGAAGCCAGAACCAGAGCCUCUGGCGGCAGGAUACAGACCAUCUCCUCGCUCCACGUGGAGGUGGGACAGCCCACCAAUUCCUGCAGGGCUCCACAUUGCCCCCAACGCCCAGCGCUGGGCCCCCAUGGGUCCCCCGCCUCCUCCACUGCCACGCUCACACAAGGCCAUUAUGUCCGUUCCCUACAGGGAGCCCCAGCACCUCAACUCCAAGAGGCCUGUGAGCUACCCAGAGAACCACUAUAGUCUGUCUCCUGCGGGGGGCGACAGAGUGCUGGCCUACAGAAACCCCUCAGCCAGCUUCUCCUCCCCCUCCUCAGGCCUUAUCGGUCUGUCCACGAUGGGGCCACCUGGGAUCACACCAGGCCCCUUCGUACGCUACAAACCCUCACCUGACAGAUAUGGAACAGGACAGCGCCCCCUGCUGCCCUAUGAGCCCCACCUCAGUGUGGACAUGAACUCCAGUGGAGAGUCUUCCUCAGGCUUCACCAGUCAGGAGAGCACCAUGGAGCGCUGCAAAACAGAGCCCCUCUGGCAUGUCCCCGCUUCAUCUUCCCGGGGUCCGGGUGCUGGAGGAGGUCAGAGGAGACAAACUAGACAGGAUGUCCCGGGUAAAGACUCUCCAAACAGACACUCAAAGGGUGAGACUCAGUACUCCAGCCACUCCAGCAGCAACACUCUGUCUAGCAACGCCUCAAGCGGCCACAGCGACGAGCGCUGGUUCGAAGGAGGAGCCGGAGGGGAGCGAGGAGGCAGCGGGAGUUGUCUUAUCGACCCAGCUGACCCGGACCCAGACCUUCUCAACAAGGGGGGGUCAAACGACAGCGGCAUCGACGCCUCAACGCACUACAACAACGCUCGUCAAGGAAACGUGUCAAACAGCCAGUCGCAUAAGCCCAUGCACUCCUUCGUCACCUACAGCGGCAUGCAGGAGCUGUCUGUGGGAAGGAGCAGCGGCGGGGGAGAGGUGAGGAGAAGAGAGUCCUCCCCAAUCAUACCAGCAUCAGCCAACCAGAACAAAGGGUACCUGACGAGGACAUUCCCGCCUCCUGGCUCCAGUGCUGAUAAAAUGGAUGCUUUCAAACCCAGGGCCUACACACCCCAGGGUUACAAGAGUCCAGCAGAGAAAGCUCGGCCUAUCCGAGCAGCUACCACUACGCCAACUUCAGCUCAUUUAAGCUCCACCCCUCUGUCCAGCUCCGCCCCCAAGUCCUCCUGGACAGGGAAGAGCAGACAAACUGCCUGGCAGGGCGACGACAGAGGCCCAUCACCUUUAAAUGCAACGACAUCCAGUUCAGACAGCAACAGCAGCAAGAAGCAGGUGGAUAUGAACUCAAAGAACGUGUUUGGACAACCUCGACUCAGAGCGUCACUAAGGGACCUGCGUUCUCCGAGACGGACGUACAAAAGCACCAUCGAGGACGACCUGAAGAAACUGAUCAUCAUGGACAACCCUGGAGAGACACCACAAAGAGAUCCAUCUCCCAGACGGACUUUGCAGCGCACCUUCUCAGACGAGUCGCUGUGCAGUGGGCGCAGAGAGGCAAGCUUCGCCAACUCUGAGAACCAGACGACUCCCACUGACUUACUGUUCACCUGCACGCUGCCCACACGCAGACACAUGCAGAGCAAAAAGGUUCCUCUGUCGGCCUCAGAGCUGUCUCUCACAGAAGUAAGAGACAAAGUCCCCCCCCUGAGGAGGCUGGACCCCGGGCUGAUGCCUCUCCCUGACACAGCCUGUGGACUGGAGUGGUCCAGCCUGGUCAAUGCUGCUAAAGUCUACGAAGGUGAGGCCGGAGAGUCUUCAGGAUUAGCACAAAGAGCCGUCUCCCUCUUCUCGCUGAAUGAGCCACAGGCUGGAGGUCCAGACAUGAGACCAGCCGUCAGUCCAGUCCAGUUUCAGACUCCUCAGACUCCUCGGACCACGCCCACCUUCAGCUGCGACGAGGUGCCCAACGAAUUGUCUGGUCGGCUCUACCACCUGGAAGUGAUGCUGAAACAGCUCAACAAUGAUCUGGAGAGAGAGAAGCAUGAUAAAGUCGUCCUGCUCGCAGAGAUGGCCAACCUAAGAGAGAACAACCAGCGGCUGCAGGAGGAGAGCCUGACAGCCAGCGAGCAGCUCAAAAAGUUCAGUCGUCUUUACACAAACCCCAAGAGCGAGAGCGACCACGAGGCUCACUCCUUAACACACGAACAUGACUCAAAGAGGGAGUGACACCAGCACCUGCAGGAGGAGAAGAGGGAGAUAUUCAGGCCGCAGAGGGAGGACGACUGUGAGACAAAUCCUCUUUCCUUGCACACACAGGGGCAGCAAAGGUCACAAUGAUGUCACCUCACACAGCUUCCACUGGACUGCCUUAAACUGUAGAGAGAGUGAGGGGAAAAAAACAACCUGAUUUUUCUAAUGCAACACUCCCCGAGCCUGUUCACACACACACACACACACACACACACACACACACACACACACACACACACACAGAGCAGGGAGCCUCCCUCUCUGUAGUCUGAGCCUGUUUAUUUUUGUAAACUGAAGUGGAAAAGUCUUAUAGACCUGUCCUAUGUUUAAAUACUUACCUACUAUGCCAGAGGAGCGAGUGCAGGAGGAGAACCUGACUGUUUAAGAGACAUUACAUCACCUGGAGAGGCCUAGUACUGUUUCUGCAGCAAAUCAGCCAAAAACUAAAGACUCAUUACAGACUGCAUCUCCCAGAAUGCACUAGAAGUAUGGAGACUCUACAGACAUGGUACUGUAGAUAGAUGAGGUACAAUUCUCAUGUAUCAAUAUGACCUUUAUUGUACUGAUAUUGUAUAACAGUCUUACUAAAGAGGUGUGUGUGUGUGUGUGUGUGUGUGUGUGUGUGUGUGUGUGUGUGUGUUUGGGUGUACAGAUGGUACAGAUACUCAGAAGCAUUACAGCACAAAUGUUUUUGUGCUCAAUUUCUUUCCCUUUGGUGUGUGUGUGUGUGUGUGUGUGUGUGUGUGUGAAUGUGAUGGACUUCUGAGUGAAGAACAAACCUGUUUACGGUCAUAUAAAAACGUUUGGGCCACAUUAUUCUUCUUUCCUCCGUAAACAUGGACGAACCACAGUCCCUGAGAUGUGAAACAAGCCAUCAGGGAGUGUAAACAGUCCACGUCUUAAAACUCGGAGAUAAACUGAAUUUUAUCUUUAGUGUAGUGAUUUGUUUUAAAUUUGAUCGUCACUGUUUUUAGCAGUGCUGCAUCAUCUCAGACCUAAAUGUACUGAAAGUGUAUUUUAUCCCUGUGACAUUCUCUCACUGCGUCUUUUGAAAUGAUCUUUUCAUUCUGAUAUUGAAACAGAUGUAUGACAUGUCAAGUCAAAUGCAUUAUGCGUUUUAGAAAUCUAUUCCUUAAUUAUGAAGCUGCUCUGAUUAGCUUAGCAUAAAUACUAGAAACAGACAAAAGCGGUUAGCUUUGCUCUGCCAAAAUACAACAGGAUGAGCUUUACAGCACUUCUAAAGGUCAUAAACUAACACAUUAAAUAAAUAUAAAGUCACCCUUUAAGAUAGUCCAUUCUAAAUUUACAGGCUUUUGUUUUGGGAUCCUUGUAGUCAUUUCCAGGAGACUCCAUGGGUUGCCUGGUAACCGGUUCCGUUGUCACUACUUCUGUAACCGUGUUCGAUCCUGCUAUCUGAUUAGUUAUUUCAGCUAACUGCUGAAGAAGAUUUUGUUUAGCUUUUUCUUGUUUUACUAUUAUAAUAUUUUUGCCUGCUUUUGAAAACAGUUAGCAGACAUCUUGCCCUCAUACUAUUUUAAUAAAACAUACUAAGAUAUAACAAGUAUUAAGUGAACUUUAGGGGUGCUGCUGGGUAGAUUUUGUCACUUUUAGGGGCUAGCUGUUCUCCCUUGUAUCCGUCUUUAUGCUAAGCUAAGCUUUGUUCAUUACCCCCCAUGAGUCAAUCUCUCCAUCCCGCUCUCUUCCAGACAGAAAGUCAAACUAUUGUUGUUAUUGCUUCUUCUCUGCAUAGCCAAAUAAUCAACAUGAAACUGUACAUGAAACUCACUGGACAACACUGAAGCUCCGUCAUAUCUAAAUUGCUCUCUGUGUGUGUGUGUGUGUGUGUGUGUGUGUGUGUAUGUGUGUGUAUGUGUGUGUAUGUGUGCGCGCGCAUGUGUGAGAGAGAGAGAGGAUUUGUCGCUGUGUUCUGUGAUAAGAACCCAAAAUGAACACAAACUACACUAUUUAUACUGCUAACUUUAACGAUAUUGUGUACUAUAUCUAUUUUUCAUACAGUAGUAGUGUGUUUUGGAUCCUGGGACUGAAAGGACAAAUCCUCCCUGCAAAGGAUGAAUCUAAGCUUUCUGUGUCAGAACGGAUAAUUUCUGAUCAAACUGAAUUUAAUGAUCAUCUCCUGCUCUGUAGAUCAGCUACUUUUUCCUGGUCUGACUGGAACUGUUGUAUUGUCACACCCCACCUCACUCAGGUUUCUCGAGAUGCUGUUAAAGACUCUAACCAUGUGGACGUUUGGGCUGAGAAGCAGAUAAUUUGUCAUUGUAGUUCCCCUUUAAAUAGUUACCGGUAUGCAUAUUAGAAAACCAAUUAGCAGCGAUUUUAAGACUAUUUUUAAAUUUUUAAUCUAUUGCCAUGAUUUUAAAAUGUUGAAUUAGCAGGAUUAGCCUAAACAGACUUUCUCCACACCUGGACAUGUAGUAAUAUGUGCCCUGAAGUUUUAGCUAACACGCCUACUCCUCUUAUGAACAAAACUUCCUUCUACUGGCACAUGAUCUGUAGAGAAAACGAACAGUCUGUCCUCCUGCUCCGCCUCAGCCUUUAAUGUCUCCACCUCCUUUAUUCUCCUGCAGCUAGUCACAUCAACUUUUAUAACAGUAGACUUUAUACUUGAGCCUAUUUUCACCUUUACUAGUCCGUCGUCACAGAUUAAAAAUAUAAUGAGGUUCGCUUCAUGACUGGAACAAUUUCUUGUCUUUGUGCAGCUUCGCAGGUGUCGCUGUGAUUUUAGUAUCUGCAUCUCUCACUAGUUUGCUUUGUAAAACUGGCAAGGUUUUCCUCUUUUGAAUAUCUAUUUUGUUCAUGUUAUGUGUACUGUAAGCUUUUGAUAGCGUACACCUGAAUCCCUGUUGAACAAAUGAAUAUUGCAUUAUGGUUAACGGUAAUAUUGUAUGCCUAGGUUUGUUUUUUAGAUGUUUUAAUAUUUUGAUAAUUUAUUUUUUAACACAUUCCCACUGUUGCAGACAAUAGUGAAGAUAAGAGGGUACUGUGUUUUAUUUGUGUAUGCGUUCUUUUCUUCUGAUCUCUGUACAAAAACAUGAUUUGUAUGAUUUAUUGUUUUUUUGUUUUUUUCUAUUUUCUCGAGUCGUUGUUCCUCCUUGUGCAUCACUGCUUCCUGCAUGUUGCAGAGGUUUGAGGUGCAAAGAUGAAAAGGUGUGGUUCCAUAUUGUUUUCUUUGGGUUGUAAUAACUUGUACAUUUAAAAGUGUAAAUUAUGUUUCCAUUAUUUUAUACAAAAUAUAUUAAAAUAACUAUCAAAACAAUG
Messenger RNA from Labrus bergylta (ballan wrasse), 9050 nucleotides. RefSeq names its product signal-induced proliferation-associated 1 like 3 (gene sipa1l3). Gene Ontology annotation, cellular component: plasma membrane; Golgi apparatus; cytoplasm. Gene Ontology annotation, molecular function: protein binding; GTPase activator activity. The record is from RefSeq and is a predicted model, not a curated record. Gene Ontology annotation, biological process: activation of GTPase activity; establishment of epithelial cell polarity; epithelial cell morphogenesis. NCBI's taxonomy places the organism in Eukaryota, Metazoa, Chordata, Actinopteri, Labriformes, Labridae.